Mucor mucedo is the source of this 1707-nucleotide messenger RNA. RefSeq names its product adaptin N terminal region-domain-containing protein. The transcript has 4 exons. Gene Ontology annotation, cellular component: membrane coat. The record is from RefSeq and is a predicted model, not a curated record. The coding region runs from base 1 to 1707 and encodes 568 amino acids. Gene Ontology annotation, biological process: vesicle-mediated transport; intracellular protein transport. Lineage: Eukaryota; Fungi; Mucoromycota; Mucoromycetes; Mucorales; Mucoraceae. Gene Ontology annotation, molecular function: clathrin binding.
AUGGGUUAUAUUCAAGUAGAAAAAAUUGUUGAUGUCUUGGUAGACCCUCUUCGACACAGUUUAAGGGAUAGAGAUCCCUAUGUUCGUAAAACUGCGGCUACAUGUGUUGCAAAAUUGUACAUGUAUGAUAGAGUCUUGGUAGAAAGUGAACAUUUUGUUGAUAUGCUGAGAGAUCUCUUGGCUGAUCCUAACCCAACCGUCGUUGCAAAUGCUGUAGCUGCUUUAACAGAAAUUUCUGAAAGAUCCGAUAGUAUUCAAUUGAGAUUAAAUCAUUCAAUUGCAAGCAAACUUGUAGCUGCUUUAGGUGAAUGUUCAGAAUGGGGUCAAACAUAUAUAUUGGAAGCUCUCAUGUACUACGUACCCCAAGAAUCAGGCGACGCAGAAAUGCUUGCCGAACGUAUCUCUCCUCGAUUACAGCAUGCUAAUUCAGCAGUCGUUUUAACAGCAACAAAAGUCAUGAUGUAUCUUAUGAACUAUAUGGCUAAUGAAGACGAAAUCAACCAAUUGUGCAAAAAGUUGGGUCCUCCUUUAGUCACUCUAUUAGCCUCGGGUUAUGAAGUGCAAUACGUAGCUUUACGUAAUAUUCAACUGAUUAUUCAACGAAGACCCGAGAUUUUGAAAAAUGACAUCAAAGUAUUUUUCUGCAAGUACGAUGAUCCCAUCUGUGUCAAGUUGGGCAAGCUGGAAAUUAUCUUUAGAUUAGCCAAUGAUAGAAACGUAGAUUUAGUAUUGAACGAAUUGAAAGAAUAUGCUGCCGAAGUGGACGUAGAUUUUGUUAGAAAGGCUGUUAGAGCCAUUGGUAGAUUAGCUGUCAAACUUGAAUCAGCCGCAGACCGAUGUAUCGCCGCAUUAUUAGAACUCAUUCAAACCAAGGUGAAUUAUGUUGUUCAAGAGGCCAUCAUUGUGAUUCGAGAUAUCUUCAGAAAAUACCCCAAUCAAUACGAAAGUAUUAUUUCAACCCUCUGCGAAAACUUGGAUGAUUUGGAUGAACCUGAGGCAAAAGCAUCCAUGAUUUGGAUUAUUGGACAAUACGCGGAUAGAAUUGAAAAUGCCGAUCAGUUAUUGGACGACUUUUUAUACACAUUUUUGGAAGAACCUUAUGAAGUCCAGUUGGCUUUAUUAACAGCCACCGUCAAGUUAUUUGUGCAAAGACCUACUGUUGGUCAAGAGUUAGUACCCAAGGUAUUGAAAUGGGCCACAGAAGAAGUUGAUAACCCGGAUUUACGUGAUCGUGGCUAUAUCUACUGGCGUUUACUUUCGACAGAUCCAGCAGCAGCUAAAGCAGUAGUUUUAUCUGAUAAACCCGCCAUCACAACUGAAAGCGACAACUUGGAUCCCAAUUUCUUGGAUGAAUUGUUACUUCAUGUGGGUUCUUUAGCCUCCAUUUACCACAAAAGCCCUACUGCUUUUAUCAAUCGUUACAAACCUCGUUAUUUGUUACCAUCUCCUGCUCUUAAAGAGAGAAACGGAAAUUUAAACACAUAUCAAAAACCUCAAGAACAAUACCAAAAGCAACAACAAGACCAAUACCAACAACAGCAACAGCAACACGAACAACAGCAACAACAACAACAGCAACAACAACAACAGCAGCAGCAAGAGCCAUCUGCUCAAUUUAACGACUGGAGUUACAAUGCUGCCACGAGUAAUAAUAGAGUUGUACCUACUCAAACUAAUAAUCCAUAUUCCACUGAUUUGCUGCAAUAA